CGGCCGUUGACUAUUUAAGUAGUACAAAAGAUCAUUCUCUGCUGUCUACUGCCAUUGUCUGAAUCUUUAUUCUUCUACCAUUGGAGAAUGGGUAGUGGAAGUUCCAAAAAUGGUUCACCUUCAACUUCUCGAAGGGCUAGGCUUCGUCAAAAGCUUAAGCGUAUUGUUCAUCGUGGAAAUCGUUCCAAUCAUUUUUCUUCCGAUGUUUAUAAGUUGAUUACUGCCGAGGAUUUUGCUGGAAUUGUUCUUCUCAAUCUCAUCUCUGCAAAGAUGACAUUUAAGGACAAAUGGUUGGCUUGCGUUUCACUUGGAGAACAAACAUUCAGAACAAACAUCACUGAGAACACAGAUGAGCCUGUUUGGAAUUCAGAGAAGAAACUUCUUCUAGAGAGCAAUGGCCCUCAUAUUGCAAGAAUAUCUGUCUAUGAGACCAACUUGUUGAAGAAGAACAAUCUCAUAGGUUACUGUGAGGUUGAUCUGAUGUUGUUUUUAACUGAGGACUCAGAUUCUGAUGUAGUUGAAGUUGAUCUUUUGGAUCCAUCCAAAACUGAUGUGGUUGGGAAACUAUCUUUCUCGUGCUUUGUUGAGGAUCCAGAAGAAACAGAAAAGGACUUUGCUCGUCGCAUUUUAUCUGUAGUGGAUUAUAAUGAUGAUGGCAAACUUUGUUUUUCGGAAUUCUCUGCGUUAAUCGAUGCAUUUGGCAAUCAAGUGGCGGCUGCGAAGAAAGAAGAUCUCUUCAAAGAUGCAGAUAAAAAUGGGGAUGGUGCUGUCAGCAUUGAUGAAUUGGCUGCACUACUUGCUUUUCAUCAAGAAAAGGAACCACUUAUUAACUGUUGUCCUGUCUGUGGUGAAAUUCUCGAUACUUCCAAUUGGGUUGGUAGUAUGGUUCAUAUGAGUUUGUGUUUCAAUGAUGGUACUGGAAACAACAUCAUGAGUGGGGGUUUCUUAACUGAUAAGCAGGCAUCGCAUGGAUGGCUACUUAAAAUGAGUGAGUGGGCUCAAUACUCUUCUUAUGGCAUUGGCUUACAUUCAGGCUCAAAGGCUGGACACAUUCUGGUUUUUGAUCGUACAUCAAAAAUGCUGGUGGAAGAACUAAUUUCUGGGAAGAUUCUUUUGUCGAUGAGAGCCUUAUAUCAAGCUAAAGUAGGGCUUUACUUUCUUGAAAAAGGAGGCAAGGAAAUUUUGCAGCGUCUCUCUGAAAAGCAGGGGGAAACAAUGGAGUUGCCUGAUUCUGUAGAAGAGAUACCAAAAUUUAUCGAAACUUUCAAGGAUCAGCUGAACUUAUCUGAAGUGAAAUACCCUUUGGAUCACUUUAAGACGUUUAAUGAAUUUUUCAUUAGGGAACUUAAGCCUGGUGCAAGACCCAUUGCUUUCAUGGAUCGUGAUGAUGUUGCAGUAUGCGCCGCUGAUUCUCGUUUAAUGGCUUUUAGAAAUGUUGAAGAGAGCACCAGAUUGUGGAUUAAGGGUCGAAAAUUCUCUAUUCAAGGAUUAUUGGGAAAUGAUGUUUCUACUGAUUCUUUCAUUGGUGGAGAACUAGUGAUAUUUCGGUUGGCUCCUCAGGAUUAUCAUCGUUUUCAUUUACCAGUAUCGGGGACAAUUGAGCGCUUUGUUCAUAUACCUGGAUGCUUAUAUACUGUUAACCCGAUUGCUGUAAAUAGCAAUUGUAACGUCUUUACAGAGAAUAAGAGAGUUGUCUCCAUCAUUUCAACUGCAAAUUUUGGAAAGGUGGCUUUUGUUGCUAUUGGAGCAACAAUGGUUGGAAGUAUUACAUUUACUAAAAAGGAGGGUGACUAUGUUCAGAAGGGUGAUGAGUUUGGAUAUUUCUCAUUUGGUGGAAGCACUGUAAUAUGUGUCUUUGAGAAGAAUGUGAUAGAAUUGGAUGAGGAUCUCCUAGACAAUAGUAGUCGCUCGCUUGAGACUUUGGUUCGAAUGGGAAUGACACUAGGUGUAUCCACCAAAAGAGACUUGCAUUGAUGACAUCAACUAUCACUAAUUUCCUGCUUCAUAUUCGAGUGGUACUUCAUAAACCUAAUAACAAUGUUGUGUAUUGCAUCUCUCUGUCACCUCUCAUUCUUUAGCAUGUUGCAUCUAUCUGAUCAAAAUCCACAAUCAACACUAUCUUUUCGUGUUUGUGAUUCUAUACGAUUGACUAGAUCGGCAUCUUUGAAAUCCUGUCUGUUGGGGCUUGAUUGCCAUAUGUAUGAAGAAAAGGUUCUGGGUUGGUAGGCUUGCAUGAUGCAUCCCAUUUGUUGAUGAUAUUGUUGCCAGGCUAUACACCAUAUUUAAAAAACAAACAUAUUUCUCAUCGUCAUUUUUCCUUGUCCUUUGCUGAACCCAAAAAGGAAGAAAAACUGACGGUUAUUCCAUGAACCUGCCGUUCAUAUGAGUUCUAUGAGAGAACUCUUGAAAUUGAGAUUAUUUUUUGUUCAUAGAGAUCCGCUGAGAUUGUCAGCCGAUGCCAUUCUCAAGGGAUCUCUGCGCUUUGGUCUUGCCAUGCUCAAUCGAGCCAAUGUGAAAGGUAUUGUGGAAGUUUUAAUUUUUUCUACCAACACUUUGACAAUGUGAUUAUUAUCUUAUUUUUAAAGAAAUUUGUUCAUAAUAGGAUACAACUUAUAUAUGUUGACAUGGUAA
Messenger RNA from Amaranthus tricolor (Joseph's coat), 2631 nucleotides. Its product is annotated as phosphatidylserine decarboxylase proenzyme 2-like. Gene Ontology annotation, biological process: phospholipid biosynthetic process. Gene Ontology annotation, molecular function: calcium ion binding; phosphatidylserine decarboxylase activity. Lineage: Eukaryota; Viridiplantae; Streptophyta; Magnoliopsida; Caryophyllales; Amaranthaceae. The record is from RefSeq and is a predicted model, not a curated record. The transcript is spliced from 21 exons. Bases 88 to 1974 code for a protein of 628 amino acids.